Messenger RNA from Octopus bimaculoides (California two-spot octopus), 4404 nucleotides. RefSeq lists its product as uncharacterized. The record is from RefSeq and is a predicted model, not a curated record. NCBI's taxonomy places the organism in Eukaryota, Metazoa, Mollusca, Cephalopoda, Octopoda, Octopodidae.
UAUAUAUAUAUGUAUGUAUAUAUAUAUAUAUAUAUAAUAAAGUGAGCGGUAAAUCAAGAGAGAGUGAAUGAACGAGAGAGAGGGAGGAUGGAUAAGAACGAAUUAUUUAGUAAACGGUAGGAAAGUGGGAGUCUGAAAGUGGUAUACAGCGGCGGUUCACAGUUUUGCCAGUCUCUCUUUUAUACACUAACUCACUGCUUCUAUUAUACAUAUACACUUGUGAUAGGCAGAGAUAACCAGCCAUCUUGCUGCUGAUCAGAGCCGUCUAGUUGAUCGAGGGUUUGUUUCUGAGCCUAAAUAUAGAACUACUGUAACAGCGAACUAACUCAUUUCACUCACCUGCUGCCAUUACUUGCUUUAUACAUUUUAUAUUCGUUUUUAAUUUUUCUCUGUUGGUUUUGCUGUGGCGUUUUAAUUUUACCCCCUCUGUUGUCUAGUCAUUGUUUUAACCGAAGACUCACUUUGAAAUUAAUUGACAUUCAUCUGAUCGCACCUACACUUGUACAUAUGUGAGCAGUCAACGAAGCCAAGGAUACUAUUUUAUAUAUAUAUAUAUAUAUACAUAUAUAUAUAUAUAUGAUACACAGCAAGAUAAAAAUAUAUAUAUAUAUGUAUACAUUAAUCUUGUAUACUAACAUAUUUCUGUGACCCCAACAAAGAAAGAAAAGCAAAUGCGAACCAAAUGAAGAAAUUCGAAAGAAGGAAUUAUAUACCUCUACGUUUGAAAUGCAUUUCACAUCAUGUUACGAAAUACAAAAGAAAAGAAAAAAAGAUUAUUAACUUCUUCGUUACAAAAUAUGCUAACUAUUAAUUAGUAAUAUUAAUUAUAGACAUAUCUGUAACAGCAACAACACAAAGAUCCUUUAACCGAUCAGGAUGAAUUAAUAAUUAACACAAACGUGGAAACAUUCAUUCAUAUAUAUAUAUAUAUAUAUAUAUAUAUAUAUAUAUAGUAGAAGAAAUCAACCGAAGACUGGAAACCUCAUUAAAGCUAAACCACAUAUAAACUCUGCUGUUAAAUCCUUUUAAUGAACACCAGCUGUCGAAGAUCUCUUCCGAAGUGUCAAAUACAGGAAAAUCCUGGGUCAAAAAAAAAGGAAAAACCACGAAAGAUUCGUCAGCCUUUGUAACCUAAAUCAGCCACCAGCACGAUAGUCAAACCAUAAUCAGUGUCGAUAUUUUCUUAUCGACAUCAGUGUCUCAACUUUUUCUGCCAUUGCGCAGCUAACAUUUUAAAACAAGGAUCCUGGCCUCGGAAUCCGCCAAAAUUGCUCCGACAAGUAUUAAAUCCGCCCCGCGGUCCUCGGAGGCGUCACGCCGGAGGAGCAGCGUGGGCACCGCAGAGGAUGACUCGGAUACCGACAGAUCUGAGUCAAAGAAAGCUCUAACCGACCCGUUGACGGCAACCCUGGAUUCGCCCACCAGUCAAAGUGCAAAAACGUCCAGGACGGCCUCCACAACGGCGAAGAGCAAAGCAUCAAAGACAGAGAAGCGGGUGCGAAUGUCCUCGAGGCGUUCCGCCAACUUCACUCACCACGAGAAAGAAAUUCUUCUAUCAUUGAUGCAAACAUAUCGACAUAUUGUCGAAGACAAGCGGACAGAUGGCAUCAUGGUGAAAGAGAAAAAUGCCGCCUGGAUCGAAUUGACCAAUAAGUAUAAUGCACAGAACGAAGUAUGGACUCGAUCGGUUAAACAACUUAGGCAAUGCUGGAAAAACUUGAAAAGCAGAGCCCGAAUUGAUCUCAUGCGAGUGAACUUGCAAACGACUACUUCCGAUUCGGACCCUAAUUCAGUGCGACUAAAUUUGGUUCCGCUUAAUAACGUUUCUAAACCCACCGACAACUCAAAUCAUAGCAGUAACAAUAUCAACAACACAACUGUGAGCAUCAUCAAUAGUAACAACACUAGCAACAACAUUAACAGUGCAAAUAAUACUACUAAUCCCCCCAACAUUAUCCUCAGCAGUAUUCUAAACAACAACAACAACAGUAACACUAUUAAGUCAGGUUCGGUUCCGAGCUACGGUAGCCAACUCCAAGCUCUGUCGUCAACUACUGGUUCCAACAGUGUAGUUGGCCUGUCGCCCUCAUUACUCCGCGGUGGUAGUCUAAGUAACAGACCCAACUCCAAGACUAGCGGCAGCAAGAAGCGGAAGAAGAAGAAAGUGGUACUGGACGAUGUGAGUAGCAGGAACUUCGCUACUAACGACAACAACAGCAACAGCAACAGCAGCAGUCGCAGGCAACAGAGGUUACUGACGGUUUCUUCUGCCACUAUCGGCGUGGAAAGAGACGAUGUAGAUGACGAAGACGAUGCCGAUGACGACGAUGAAGAGGACGAUACUGUUGCUGUUUUAGCUGCUGUGAACGACGAUGACAGCAACACAAUCGGGGCACGGCGGAGGCGACGUCGCCGCCUCCACCCCACCAGUAAAUCUACGUCCAUCAGCGACGGCGCUCUGGUCGAUGUGGCCGACGAAAACGAGGAGUUUGAUGAAGACGAAGACGAAGAGGAUGAAGACGAGGAAGACGACGUAGAAGGCGACGAGGUCGACGACGACGACGAUGACGACAUCGACGAUAGUGGAACCGUUGACGAUGAUAUCUACAAUGAUGAAGAUGUGCGAAGGAGCAGUCGGCAUCAUCGUUCGGGUGUGGCUGUCGACAGUUUCCAUGUGGAGCAAAACAGCGACCCCAGCAGUCAGCCAGGGCCCGGACAGGACGUUGAUCCGCUCUAUUCAGUGGAGAACCUGGCUGUUGUUUCGGUAUCGGGCAGCGCCGACCGCAUACACUUCCAGCACCAUGCCAACUCGCCGACAUCCGAUCUCCAGAACCAAACCGACGGCAACCUGCUGCAUUCACAUCACCCCCACCAUCAAUCACAGCAUCACCAACAGCAACAUCAACCACCACAUCUUCAUAGUCAAGUUAACAACUACCACCAUUCCAACAGACUAUCAGCGGAUUCUAUAACGCGAUUAGAAGAUGAUUUUUCUUCUACAGAGCCUGAUAUCAAAGUAUUCGAUUCCAUCCGAGGUUUUGGUAAGGUUUUACACUCGCAGUCCAGUUUCUCCAACCAAAUUGUGAACAACAAUUCUGUGAACUUCACUCCGUCCAUCAACUACUCCAGUGAUAUCAGUGAUUUAAAUGGCGUACCAGCAGCUUCUCAAUCGGGCCCACUCAUCGUCUCGGCUCACAGUGAAAAUGGCGGUCAGAUGCCAGCAAUCGAGCCGGUCCUCGUCGAGAAGGUCAACGAUCAUGACAUGCUGCUCGACGACCUCCGCAAGACAGAACAUGCGGAGAAAAUGAAAAACAUCCGGUUGGAACGGAAACUGAUCAAUGUAGAACACAAAGCACGUAUGGGCUUGAUUAAACUCAAAUCAGAAUACAUCAAACUUAAAAUGGACUUUCUGCUGCAAAAUAAAAGAUAAUUUUUGAAAAAAAACCCAAAAAACCCCCGAAACAAAAAACAACAACAACAACAAAAAACAUACGAAGAUGCAGCAAUAGCCUAGUGGUUUUGGAGUUCACUUCAAAAUCACAUUGUUCUAGGUUUCAAUUCCACUGCACAGCACUUUGGGCAAGUGUCUUCUUCUCUAGCAAUGGAUUCACCAAUACCUUGUGAAUAAAAUUCGGUAGACAGAAACUGUGCUGAAGCCCAUCAUAUAUAUAUUAUAUGUCUAUGUGUAUAUGUGUAUAGUGGUAUAGAAUGGUGUGUUGAGUUGGAUCCCAUUACAGCUAAAGAUAAAACUUAAACCAUUCGAUAACUAGAGGUCAAUGCAAUAUGUAUUAGUUUGAAGUAAGUUCUGGAGUCGAUGUUAGUGAUUGGAAAACCUUUCAGUGUUACCUUCACAAGGUUGUAAUCCAAUGAGUGAAACCGGUAAGAGAGUCUGUAAAUAAAGAUUGCUUAUACCCUUUAGUAUUCAGAUUACUCUAUCCAAUGUAAUGCUUAUUUAUUCACAUUGUUUUGAAUCAAUCUUGUUGCUUUGAGAUUUCAAAGAUAUGAUUGCUUAUCUUUAGAUUGACAUUGAAGGGUAGGUGUGAGAAGCAGGAUCUGGCCAGUUUGAAUGUAAAAGCAGGUCGAAUAUUUGGGCCAGAUAUAUAAAGCUGGCUGAAACGCAAAAGGAAGAAAUGUCAGUAACAGAAUAGCAUUGUAGUGUAGGUGUGAGAAGCAGGAUCUGGCCAGUUUGAAUGUGAAAACAGGUAGAAUAUUUGAGCUGGAAACAGCUGGCUGAAAUGCAGAAAGCACAAGAUAAUCUUGUUGUUUAUUAAUUAAUAGUUUUUAGAUGGUGGGUGGAUAGUCACUAAUACAUUUUGUUUCUCUCUACAAAAAGCCAUAACCACUACCGAUAACAGCUGUGUCUAGUUGAAAAUAUUUCUAAAUAUAUUUUCAUUUUUCAUCCAA